Molecule: messenger RNA, 636 nt
Organism: Hemiscyllium ocellatum (epaulette shark)
Lineage: Eukaryota; Metazoa; Chordata; Chondrichthyes; Orectolobiformes; Hemiscylliidae
Product: transmembrane protein 17-like
Exons: 4
Coding region: 1-636 (211 amino acids)
Biological process (GO): non-motile cilium assembly
Cellular component (GO): ciliary transition zone
Source: RefSeq, a predicted model, not a curated record
AUGUCUCUGUACUCUUCUCUGCCUCAUAAUAUCAGUCAGAAUCUGACCAACUUCAGUGGAUCUCUUUUCAUCAGCACUAAAACUCGAGACUGUGGCAAAGGACAUAACAAUAUUUCAGCUAAUGAGGUGGUGUCCAGCUUACCCUUGCAGAUGACACUGUAUUUCAAUGUCUUCUUCUUUCCAUUCUGGUGGACAUCGGAAGUGACCAUGCUUCAACUUAAGUACAGCCUUUUACCAGGAUACUACCAGUGGUUGCUUUUGAUGGCUGUGACAAUUCUCACAUUAAUUGAAUGUGUCCGACUUUAUCUGGGCUACAUGGGAAACUUGCAGGAAAAGCUGCCAGAGUUAGCUGGAUUUUGGUUGCUAUCCUUUACAAUCCAGCUACCUAUUAUUCUCUUCUUCCUCACUGAUCCAUCUAUCAUCAUUUUACCCCUGGAGCAGACUAUUCACAUUCUCUACUUGACCUUCCUGGUUUUUGAAUUGGUUGUGGGAUUCCAGGCCCUAAGACAAAUGACAAACCACUUGGCUACACGCUUUUACCUUCAGCACUUUCAAAAGACAGAACAUUCACAACAGAACAAAAGGAGACAAGGAACAGGUAUUCGACAUGGAAGGAACUCUGUUUCCAAUGUUUAG